Paramecium sonneborni is the source of this 746-nucleotide messenger RNA. The record is from the annotation of a GenBank genome assembly. Lineage: Eukaryota; Ciliophora; Oligohymenophorea; Peniculida; Parameciidae.
AUGAAAUUAUCUAGAUUGUUUUAUUUUUCAACUGUUAAAUUUCCAUAUAAGUUUAAAGGAGUAAAACCUUUUCAUGAUUUCUAAGUUGAAGCCUAUUUAAAAUCCCUUUUUAGUCAUAACUUAAGUGAUGGAUUUUUAUUAGCAUAUUAAAAUCUUUUAGAGAGUUUAACAACAUCAGAUUAUAAGGAAUUCAUACUUGAAAAUUGUGAUAAAAAUAUUAGUAAAGCAUUGAUUGAAGGGAUAUAAUAAUUAGAAACAGAUGGAAAAAAAUUGAAAUUAGGUUAUAACGAUAAAUGUUAGACAAAUGUUAUGUAUGGAAAUACUACAUUGCAUUUUUCUUGUGACCAUGAUCAAGAUCUUUUGGAUUAAAAGCCUGAAUUAGUUUAAGGAGUUGGUCCUUAAAAAGCAAAGUUGUAUUAAUCUGGCAUAGAUUUUAAAACAAUGACCGUUUCGAGAGGAAUUAUUGAUGUUGCAAUAUAUAUUAGAUCACCUCUAUUUUUAUGUAUAAGUGGAGAGGAAGUAAACUGAUUCUAAUAAAAUAGAAAUUUGAGGAUGCAUAUCAUAGAAUUGAUUUUAGAACAAAUUCAAUAAGCAAGCUUUCAUUUAUAGAUGCUAAAGUAUUAAGUGAAUAGAUAAUGUAAAUGUUAGCUCAUAAGAAUUCAUAAACAGAAGCUUAGAUUUUAAUUGAUAGUCUUGGAAAAGAUUUUACAUGGAAAAUCUUUAAUAUAGAUGAGCAUUUUAAAUGA